Zeugodacus cucurbitae (melon fly) is the source of this 4170-nucleotide messenger RNA. It is a transcript of the gene Cib2, whose product is annotated as calcium and integrin-binding family member 2. Gene Ontology annotation, molecular function: calcium ion binding. NCBI's taxonomy places the organism in Eukaryota, Metazoa, Arthropoda, Insecta, Diptera, Tephritidae. Bases 654 to 1223 code for a protein of 189 amino acids. The record is from RefSeq and is a predicted model, not a curated record. The transcript has 4 exons.
AUUUUUUCAAAAUUUCGAAAUUUUUGAAUUUAUUUUCAUAUUUUAAAAUAUUCGAAAUUUUCCAAUCUUCUGAAUUAUUUUCAAAUUUCAAAAUUUUCCAAUCUUCGAACCUAAUUUGGAAUUUGUAAAUUCUCCAAUCUUUGAAAUUUUUUUCAUAUUUUGACGUGUAAAAUUGUUUCAACUCAUAUUAAGUGAGAGUAUCAAAAAAUAUGACACUCUUUCAACUUCAUACUGAUUGUAGGGUGAACAGCUCACUUGCUGCAGCUAACUUAAAAAAACAAAACAUACAUACACACCACAGCACGUCAGUAAGGCACUCCUUAAUUAAUUUACAUGUGCCUGCUGAGCUGAAAAAACGGCAUAAAUAACAAAACACCGAUUGCCAUGCAAAGUGUGAAGGUGCCGGGCCGUGCCCUGACAGGACAACACUAGAAAGUGGAACAGCCAACAGACAGCAGUCGCUUGUACGCUGAAGAGUCAACGCACGCGGAAAACUGCUGAGUUUGGAAAAAUGUUUAGAAACUUUUACUAUUCAGUAAGACAGUGGAAGUCAGCGCAGAAAGUUAAAUUUAUCCUGGACAAUUGUUGUGAGAUUUGAGAUUUUGUCUCUCAAACGGUUGAGUUUUAGGUAACCAAUAGAUAUUCCAAUCGCUAUGGGCAAUAAAGUAGCCACGUUCACCGAACAACAGUUGGAUGACUACCAGGACUGUACAUUCUUCACGCGCAAGGAAAUUUUACGCGUUCACAAGCGUUUUCGCGAGCUGCGUCCGGAUUUGGUACCGCGCCAAAUGACCGAGGGCCAGGCGUCCAGUGUCAAGGUGCCGUGCGAGUGCAUCGAGAAGAUGCCCGAGUUGCGCGAGAAUCCCUUUCGACGUCGCAUCUGUGAGGCCUUUUCACGCGACGGUCAAGGCAAUUUAUCCUUCGAAGACUUCCUGGACGCAUUGUCUGUGUUCAGCGAGCAGGCGCCGAGGGACAUUAAGGUUUUUUAUGCCUUCAAAAUUUACGAUUUCGAUCAGGAUGGCUUCAUUGGUCACGGCGACCUCAUGUCCUGCCUCACCACCAUGACCAAGAACGAGCUGAGCCCGGAGGAGCAUCAACAGAUCGCCGAUAAGGUGAUGGAGGAGGCGGACGUCGAUGGUGAUGGGAAAUUGUCAUUUCUAGAAUUCGAGCAUGUCAUUCUGCGCGCCCCGGACUUUCUCUCCACUUUUCGCAUACGCAUCUAAGACAACAAUAUAACAUAUAUGACUUGAAGACCUCUUUGCCUACAAAUAUAUAAGCAUACACACACACAAAUAUAUAUAUAUAUAUAUAAUUUGCAUACGUUGUUGUUUUUAUUACUAUUUUCCACAUUCUGUUCAUAGCACACUCACUUAUAUACAUAUGUAUAUAUGUAUUGAUGCAUGCAAAGAAAUAAAACUUCAUGUGUCGUUGCUCUCAAUUGAAUUUGAGUACAAUAUGUGAAAUUCUGAAUUGAAUGAUUGACUUCAAAUGGACUACAAUGGCAUAGGUGAUACAUUUAUGGGGGCAUAUACACAUGUUUAUAUAAUUUAUUAUGGAAAUUUGCUUAGUUUCAUUUCAAUCCAACGCAGGUGUCUUGAGUUCUUCCUAUUUUUUUGUAUAUAUGAAGUGAGUUGAAGCCAAGAAUUGUGUGUGAUAUAUUCCGAAUUUGAUUGUGUAUUUAGAAUUUAAUGGAAAACACCAAAAUCUCCCAUCGACACGACUUUCAACACUUUUGAUUUCUAUUCACAAAAUAAUUCAAAAUAAUCCCCAGAUGCCACAUAUAUAUAACUUUUCUCAAACCCCGGCAUACAGAGACGACAGUCAAAUUCCAAAUCACAGAUGUUUUUAGUAAUUCCAUGAAGCUCUUGUAUUUAUAACCGUUUAUUCUCUUUCAAGGAAUUUGUAGUUCAAUAGAAUACAACAAGUAUUUCAUUAGCGGCAAUGAUAAGAUUUAUCGAAAUUUAUUUCUUAACUCUCGUGAUCGGGGAUGAUGUAAUUUUUAUACUCGCGCAACAUGUUACACAGAGAGUACUAUAGUUUUAUUAUGAAAGUAAUAUUUGGUACAGAGGAUCACACUAGGGUGGGGCUUCUUUAAAUGUAUUUUUAAUAUUUCCUCCUAUACAAAGGAUAUUUUGAAAAUUACUAAACUCACCAACCGAAACGAUAAAACACUAAAUUUUACCGAAAAAGUUUCAAAAAAUAGCUGCACUCAGAUUUAAAAAAAUAUAAAUAAAGUAGGAGUGGCGUCGUUCACUUAUGGCUCAAAAACCAUAUCUCAGAAACUACCUGACCAAUUUCAUUGAAAUUUGGUGCAUAAUGAAACCAAUUCACAACCACGCCUUCUUUUCAUAUAAUACGAUUUUGAAUUCCAUCUAAUUCGUUCACUUUAUAAUAUAUAAAUCAAGAACCAAUGAAUAUAGCUGAAUAAAACUUUACACAAAUACUGUGUGGCAUCAUUAUGGAAAAAUUAUCACAAUUGGACUAUAAUUUUUCAAGGCUACGGAUAUCGAAUAUGAAGAACUUAGUGCCUAAAGGUAAUUUUUCACCGAAAAUAUCGGUAAAUCCUUUUCUUCUAAUAGUGUGUCUCCGUACCAAAAAUGUUUAAAAUCGGGUCAUAACUCCCCCUUCUUCUUCUUCCUGACAGGCGUAGAAAGCGCUUACGCGGUUAUAGCCGAGUCCACAACAGCGCGCCACGCAUCUCUCCUUUUGGCUGUUUGGCGCCAAUUGGUAAUAUCAAGUGAAGACAGGUCCUUCUCCACCUGGUCCUUCCAUCGGAGUGGAGGCCUGCCUCUUCCUCGGCUUCCUCCGGCGGGUACUGCAUCGAAUACUUUCAGAGCUGGGGCACUUUCGUCCAUUCGAAGAACAUGACCUAGCCAGCGUAGCCGCUGUCGUUUUAUUCGCUGGAUUAUGUCUAUGUCGUCGAACAACACAUACAGCUCAUCAUUCCAUCUUCUGCGGUAUUCUUCGUUGCCAAUGUUUAAGGGACCAUAAAUCUUUCGCAAAACCUUUUUCUCGAAAACUCCUAGUGCCGUCUCAUCGGAUGUUGACACCGGUUCCAACAUCAGGUUAAAGAAGUCACACGAUAGCGAGUCACCUUGUCUUAAACCUUGUUUGGUAUCGAACGGCUCGGAGAAGUCCUUCCCGUAUUAGUUUUGCGGGGAUACCAAAUUCAGACAUCGCGGCAUAAAGGCAGCUCCUUUUCGUGCAGUCGAAAGCAGCUUUCAUAACUUCCCCUAGUUCCCAUAAUUAAAGGUUUUUGAAAAAUACGGUGGGUGGUUAAUAUGUAAAAUAUCUUUGCCAAAUUAAGUGAGCGAGUCAGUUUCCUUGUAUGUUUGUUUGCAUAGAAUAAUAAGAGACAAUUUACAUUUUUAUUCCAUAAGUACGUAUUUAUUUAUUUAUUUACAUGUACAUAUUCUUAAUUCCCCUCACACAUUACUGUAAUACAUCUUAAUUUAUUUAUCAUUAAUUUAAUUAAGUUCAUUUUCAUAUUUGUUUUUUGUUUGUUUUUUGUUCAAAUUUAAGCAGCAAUGCAAUAGUCAGUUAUUGUAUAGAGUUUACAUUACAUCCGUAGCUAGCUUAAAUAUUAAAGUGUACGUAUACAUUAAAGUCUAUUACAAUAAUAACUUUUAUAACCCCAAUGCGUUUUCAGUAUCUCGUAUUCCUUAAUUCAGUUGGCCAAUAGCACAGUGGAGUCAACUGCUCAUCUUUCACACCUAAAAAUUUCAAGUGUGCUAUAGUUUGGUGUGUUCAAGUGCGUGAAUAUGCUUAUUGAAGUUGCAAAAAAAAAUUAAUGAAAUAAAAAUGGUGUAAAGUUAAACAAAUCACAUAAUUUGGAAGGGUAUCAAGGCAAUCCAAUUAAUAAAAAAAAUACUAAUACUCGUACACGAACUCGUACACGAAUGUGUCAACUUAUCUGGCACUCCUGGCCCACUGUUUACAGCGAUUCUUUUUACAUCGAAGUCGAAGCGUUAUGUAUUUUUUGAACAAUUUGAAAGUUGAUUGUUGUUGUUAGUGUGGCAGCAUCAAUAUUUUUUAUUGUGUGCUUGCUUUAUUUCACACAUUUGGGUGCACAGAAUUUGUGGUAAACAUGAAGUUUUAAUUAAAUCAAUUUAAAGUAUUAUUGCACAAAAAGAAUUAAUUCAAUUAGUUAUAUCUGUAUUUUUUCAACAA